AGUACCGUACCAUUCGUUACUUUCCCACUUGCAGCAAUGAAACGAAAACGACACAAAGAAAACACCAUAUUCUUUUUACUCAGAACAAGCCCGAAGCAUACUCCUUCAAAAUAAUAGUCCGAAAUGAAGUUCUUUUUUUCUGCCGCUGCAUCCGCGAUCCUUUUCCUGCUCCUGUUGGCGUCGACAACGCCUGGCGAUGCUUUCUGCUUCCAGCAACAACCGGCGCGAUCGAAAAGGACGACGUGGUUGGCGGCUCGAUCCGAUCCAGAAGACGCAAACGAAUCCGGAUCGAGCAGGAGAGCCUUCCUCGCCAUCGGCGGGAGCGCUGCGCUCGCGUCCAUGGUGGCUGCGCCGCAAUCCGCUUUGGCGGGGAUCGACGUGUCCGGCCUCCGCGUCGAGGGGGGCGGAAACAGCAACCCCGUACUGAGAGAGCAGCUCAAGGCCAUCGACGGGUCCGCUUCCGGCCGUGCCAACCAGAUACGUGAGAUCCAGGCACAGGCCUCGGCUUCGGCCGGACCCAAGCUCACCAACGGGGUGCCCGUCAAGAUCGAGGAGGAGGUCGAUCCGAGCGUCGCAACCUGGCUGUACCGGACCAAUCCGGGGCUAAGCCCUCGCCUUUCGAGGAGCGGAGCCUUCAAGAACCUCUUUCGCUGCGACGACCAGGUAGUCGGGCCGAGCGGUUUGUCCUCCAAAAGUGUGGGUGUAACUUUUGAAUUCCCCUCCGAUUGGUUGCAGCUGGACCGAUUCCUGGGCGGAAUAUCUUACGUCGACCAGAGGAACGGGGAUCGUUUGUACCUGUUGAAGACGAAGCUUCCAGAGGGAGAACGACUGGCGACGGUACCAAAGGCCUUCUUCGGCACUUCUAUAUUCGACCCGAGGGGUACCAUUGUCAAGAGCCAGGGAGUCGAGAUCGACGAGUACAAGGUCACCAGCGGACAGAUGCUCAGCGAGUGCCCAACCGACUCGUGUUCAACGCACAAGCGGUUCAAGAUUCGGUAUUCGACCGUGACCGGAAACGGCCUCCGCGUCGAACGGAGAGCUUUGUUGGAUGCGUAUGAGAUGACCGCAAGCGGCGACGUAUACAUGCUCAUGACCUCAUCGAACGCCGUGAAAUUCGAAGCAAAGGACAGCCCCGAGCGAAAAACGGUCGAGGCCAUCGUGGACUCUUUCCGCAUCGACGUCUAAGGAAAUGCAGCAUUACACGAAACAAAUCCGACCACAGCAGCAUGUGCUCCAUCGCACGAAACAGAAGGGGACGAAACGCGAGAUCUCGAAGAGCAAUCGUUGUGGAAUCGAGUGGCAUCGACCGCAAGAACCAAACAUGACACCCCCUAGGCAAAGAAAACAAACCCGUUUCAUGACCUUGACUCUAUUGCAGUUAUCCUGCGUUUUUCACGUACCAGGAAUAGAAGCCGUUUAAUUUU
Molecule: messenger RNA, 1424 nt
Organism: Pseudo-nitzschia multistriata
Lineage: Eukaryota; Bacillariophyta; Bacillariophyceae; Bacillariales; Bacillariaceae
Source: the annotation of a GenBank genome assembly